This is a messenger RNA of Hirsutella rhossiliensis, 684 nucleotides long. RefSeq lists its product as uncharacterized. The transcript has 2 exons. The record is from RefSeq and is a predicted model, not a curated record. NCBI's taxonomy places the organism in Eukaryota, Fungi, Ascomycota, Sordariomycetes, Hypocreales, Ophiocordycipitaceae. The coding region runs from base 1 to 684 and encodes 227 amino acids.
AUGAUGCCCUCCACGCAAACAGGCAGGGAGGUGUACAUCACCAAACUCAAAGAAAGCCUCGAUUGGACCCCUUGGAUUAGGGGAAUCAAAUCGUUGGCUAAAACACAUGAAAUAUGGGACUACAUUGACCCAGAUAGGACCUUGGUGCUCACGGAGCCCGUGGACCUCAGCUGGAGCGGCACUGUUGCAGCCCUUGGACCAAAGCCCAUGAGGACAGCUUUCCCGGACAAUGAAGCCGGGUUCGCACGGGCCAAGGAAGACUACAACGAAAGGCUUCAGGAGGCCAAGGAGGAAUUCCGCCAUCAAGAAAAGAUCAACCUCAAGGAAUAUGACCGUUAUAAGGCCAAAAAGAAGGCCAUAAUGCAAAUCGAGGAGGUGAUCAAGAAUUCAAUCAGUGAAGGGCUCCAAGGGGAGACCCUCAUCCAACAGUCGGCGAGAGACAAGAUCAAAGAGCAAGCAGAAGUAAUCAUGGACUCAAGAGACCUAGGUGUCUCUACAAUCAACAAUACGAGGAUUCGUCAGGACUUCCUCAAAUCAAUCGAGGAAUGGGACAUCGCAUGGGCUGCGAUGGUCAGGGCCAUUGACCUACUUCUUCAACGCAGCGGGCAACCGGAAACAGAGAUCCGGAUCGUUGUUGCAGACUUCAAGAGAGAAGUCGGAAUCAGGAAGAAGCCACGGCUGUAA